This is a messenger RNA of Labrus mixtus (cuckoo wrasse), 3625 nucleotides long. RefSeq names its product NACHT, LRR and PYD domains-containing protein 12-like. The record is from RefSeq and is a predicted model, not a curated record. The coding region runs from base 81 to 3206 and encodes 1041 amino acids. NCBI's taxonomy places the organism in Eukaryota, Metazoa, Chordata, Actinopteri, Labriformes, Labridae. The transcript has 10 exons. Gene Ontology annotation, molecular function: protein binding.
GUCAGAGCUCACACUCCAUUUGAGUCAGAGCAGAGCAGGACAAAGAAACACAUCUGAGAAGGGAAUAUUGAAUUCAGAAGAUGAGUGAUAUUGGGGACGAAGAAGAGGACAGAGCAGUGUCUCCUCCGUCCAGCUGUAUCUCCAUGAAGAGUGACUGCUCUAGAGCUACUCCUCUGAACUUCAAUAACGGACCCUCAGCUACACAGAUGACAAAUGAAUUUGUUUCUGUGGAGGAACCGCAGUCCAGCUGUUCUUUGUGUCUGAAUGUCCUGAGAGAUCUAGUUUGUACCAGCUGUGGCCACUGGUUUUGCAGACAGUGCAUUGCCCCAAACUGGAACCAGUCUACUUCAUUAGAAGAGCCCUCCUGUCCUCAGUGUGGAGAACAAUCUGUUAUAACACGAGGUCAGCAGAUAUCCAGUCGAUUCAGCACUGUAAUAAUGGAUAGAGGUCUGCAGAAGUUAAUAGAGCUACAUAAGGACAGUCUGAGAAAGAGAUAUGAACGUGUGAAUGAAGGAACCGAUAAAGAAGAAAGUAGAACCCUCCUGAACACGAUCUACACUGAGCUCUACAUCACAGAGGGACAGAGUGAAGAGGUCAACACCCAACAUGAAGUCAGACAGCUUGAGACUUCCAAGAAGAAGACUCUCCACGAGACUCCAAUCAAGUGUCAGGACAUCUUCAAAGCCUUACCCGACCAACAGAAACAAAAGACAGAAGCUCAACCCGACCAACAGAAACCCAUCAGAGUGGUUCUGACAAUCGGUGUUGCUGGCGUUGGAAAAACCUUCUCAGUGCAGAAGUUCUCUCUGGACUGGGCAGAGGGCUCAGAGAACCAAGACGUCAGUCUGGUGAUCCUGCUUUCAUUCAGAGAGCUGAACUUGAUCAGAGAUAAGCAUUACAGUCUUCUUGAGCUUCUCCGUGUUUUCCAUCCAACAUUACAGGAGGUCACAGCAGAGACGCUCAUUGACAGUAAACCUUUGUUCAUCUUUGACGGUCUGGAUGAAAGCAGACUUUCAUUGGAUUUUCAGAAGAAGAAGAUCGUGUCUGAUGUCACACAUAAGCUAUCGUUAAAUGUGCUGUUAACAAACCUCAUCAAGGGGAAUCUGCUUCCCUCAGCUCUCAUCUGGAUAAGUUCUCGACCUGCAGCAGCCAAUCAGAUCCCUCCUUCAUGUGUUGACAGGGUAACUGAAGUACAAGGCUUCACUGACGUCCAGAAGGAGGAGUACUUCAGGAAGAGGUUCAGUGAUGAUGAAGAUCUGUCCAGCAGAAUCAUCUCACACAUCAAGACAUCCAGGAGCCUCCACAUCAUGUGUCUGAUCCCGGUCUUCUGCUGGAUCACUGCCACAGUUCUGGAGCACAUGAUGAGCACAGAGCAGAGAGGAGAGCUUCCCAAGACCUUAACUGAUAUAUACUCACACUUCCUGCUGGUUCAGACAAAGAGGAAGAAGCACAAGUAUGAUGAGGGACAUCAGAUGAGUCCACAUGAGCUGAUGGAGGCUGACAGGGAAGGUCUUCUGAAGCUGGGGAAGCUGGCGUUUGAACAUCUAAAGAAAGGAAACAUCAUGUUCUACAAGGAAGACCUGGAGCGUUGUGGUCUGGAUGUCACAGAGGCCUCGGUGUACUCAGGAGUUUGUACAGAGAUCUUCAAAACAGAGAGUGUGAUCUUCCAGAAAACAGUCUACUGCUUUGUUCAUCUGAGCGUUCAGGAGUUUCUGGCUGCAGUCUACAUGUUCAACUGUCACACAAACAAGAACACGGGUGUAAUGGAGGCUUUCCUACAAAACAUCAAACUCAGGGGCUCAUUUAUGAAUGCGUUUUUAAAGAGGAUCGCAAAGCCUUUUCAAACUCCUGGUAGUUACGAUUCACCCCUUGAUGUCUUCCUGAGGAAUGCCAUGAAGAAAUCCCUGAAAAGUGAAAAUGGUCACCUGGACCUGUUUGUCCGCUUCCUUCAUGGUCUCUCUCUGGAGUCCAACCAGAGACUCUUAGGAGACCUGUUGGGUCAGCCAGACAACAGUCCAAAAACGAUCAAGAUAGUCAUCAACAACCUGAAGAAGAUGAACAGUGAGGAUAUCUCUCCUGACAGAAGCAUCAAUAUCUUCCACUGUCUGAUGGAGAUGAACGACCUCUCAGUCAAUCAGGAGAUCCAAAAGUUGCUGAAGUCAGAAAACAUAUCAAAAAGUAGACUCUCUGAGAUCCACUGCUCUGCUCUGGCCUACAUGUUGCAGAUGUCAGAGGAAGUUCUGGAUGAAUUAAAUCUGACGGAGUACAACACAUCAAACCAGGGACGAUUGAGACUGAUUCCAGUUGUAAGGAACUGCAGACAGGCUAUAUUUUAUGACUGUGGACUAUCAGAGACUCACUGUGAAGCUGUGGCCUCAGCUCUGAAGUCUAACCCCUCCCAUCUGAGAGAGCUGGACCUGAGUAGAAACAACGUGCAGGAUUCAGGAGUGAAGCUUCUGUCUGCUGGACUGGAGAGUCCAAACUGUAGACUAGCGAGUCUGGAUUUGUGGAGCUGCGGUUUGACAGAGACCAGCUGUUCUUAUCUGGCCUCAGCACUGAAGUCCAACCCCUCCCAUCUCAGAGAGCUGGACCUGAGUGAGAACAAGCUGCAGGAUUCAGGAAUGAUGCUGCUGUGUGAUUUUCUGAAGAGUCCAAACUGUCGACUGGAGAUUCUGAGAUUUUGUGGCUGCAAAAUGACAGAAAUCAGCUCUUCUACCCUUGCCUCAGUUCUGUCCAACCCCUCCCAUCUGAGAGAGCUGUAUCUGAGUAACAGUAUCCUGAAGGAUUCAGGAGUGAAGCUUCUGUCAUCUGGACUGAAGAGUCCAAACUGUAGACUGGAUACCCUGGGUUUGUGGACCUGCCGUUUGACAAAGACCAGCUGUUCUUAUCUGGCCUCAGCUUUGAUGUCCAACUUCUCCCAUCUGAGAUAUCUGGAGCUGAGUGACAACAUCCUGCGUGAUUCAGGAGUGAUGUUGCUGUGUGAUUUUCUGAAGAGUCCAAACUGUAGACUGGAUACUCUCGGAUUGAGAAGAUGCAGAUUGUCAGCGAUCAGCAGUUCUUCUCUGGCCUCAGCUCUGAAGUCCAACCCCUCCCAUCUGAGCAGCCUGUAUCUGACUGAAAACAAGCUGCAGGAUUCAGGAGUGAAGCUUCUGUCUGACCUUGUGGAGAGUCCAAAGUACAGACUAGAGACUCUGGAAUGGAAGUGAUAUCUGUCAGAGUUUAAAAAGAGGAUAAUCUUUUCGGUGAUGAUCAAAGAGGUGGAAGCAACAGCAGCUUUUGUGGUGAGUCUGCGGUGUAACUGGGAGACUGACCUACCAAUCACAACCAGUUGAGAUGGAUCUCAGUGCUGCAGUCUGGACUGAUGAAAUAUCAGAUCCACUGUCAGGCGCAGGAGCUGGACCUUGGACAUUUUUUCUAUUCUGCCAGAUAUUCUGAGCUCAAACUGCUUCAUAACAAAAUAACACUUUGAUUUGGAUAUACCUUUUUCUGUUGUGGUGCCACCCUUUGUAAAUGUAGAGUGCGGCAGGUUAUUCAUUAACAUGUUUCUAGGGGUUUUUUCACACCCAGGUCAUUUGGAGAAGUUUUUCCCAAAUAAGGGGGCAUUUCCCUCCUAGCCCAGUUAGUC